This is a messenger RNA of Protopterus annectens (West African lungfish), 1535 nucleotides long. RefSeq names its product WD repeat domain 73 (gene WDR73). The coding region runs from base 26 to 1171 and encodes 381 amino acids. The record is from RefSeq and is a predicted model, not a curated record. Gene Ontology annotation, cellular component: spindle pole; cytosol. The transcript is spliced from 8 exons. Gene Ontology annotation, molecular function: protein binding. Gene Ontology annotation, biological process: cytoplasmic microtubule organization. NCBI's taxonomy places the organism in Eukaryota, Metazoa, Chordata, Ceratodontiformes, Protopteridae.
UCCGUGCGUUUCUUGGUGACAGAAAAUGGCGGAAGACGCCAGCUCUGGGGAUGAAUUCGAUGACUGGUUUAUUGAAUCCAUUAAAUUGUAUAAUGAUCUUCACAUAUAUGAACUACAACAUGCAACUCAAGUUAUUGAAUGGACUGAUGAAAAAAAUGUCUGUGUAGCUGGAUGUGAGUUCUUGAAAAAAAAUGAAAUCCUACAGCUGUCAUUACCUCAGAAGCUCUAUAAUAAGGAUAGUCAGGGCUUGUGUCCGGAAAGAGAUUUUAAGGUUGAACAUGGUGGAUUCUCAGAGAGACCUGUGUACAGUCUGAGACACAUUCAAGGUACUAGUCUGUUGGUAACCAGUGGACCUCCAGAUAAUUCAUUGCAAUUAUGGAAGAUAGGUGCAGAAGACACUGAUGUUAUCGGACUAAUUGGUUCCAUUGAGAACAGAGUUAUGGAGAACAUCUGGUCCAGAAUAUCUGUCAGCAAGAUGAUGUCGUCACGUGUUCUUCAUGGAUCAAGGGUCAAUAAUAUUCAGGUCACAGACAUAGAGUCAAAGAUGGAGCUGUAUAAACUAGAUUCAGAUAUCAUUCAUGUAGUAAGCAAUUUAGAACUCUUGGAUAGCAAUUUAUUCUUGAUUUGCUCCAUGCAUGGAGGCCUUUGGCUUGCAGAUGUUCGUCAGCAUCCUGGUCUUAUUGCGAAUGCCACAACUAAUCAGCAAACGUCUACAGAACACUGGUGCAUGGGAAUCAAUUCUUUCAAGAUUGGAGAUGGUUUUGCAAGUUGUAAAAUAGCAACGCUGUCAUCAGAAAGACGAAUUAUGGUAAAAGACAUGAGGGACCUCAAAAAAACACUGAGCCAGGCCAAGGUCAGCUUUCCUAGACAGAGUUUGCAAAACAGUUUUUUGUGUGUUACAUGGUCCCCUGUGGUGGAAGAACUCCUUGCAGUUUCAGGCUUUGAUGGUACUGUUCAUGUUUAUGAUACCAGCUCCUGGAAUGCAGCAGAGAAGGAAGUACAGCCACUGUUUAUUCAUAAAGGUCACAGUUUCUCAGACAGAGGUGAUGAGGCCGAGAUUCCUCUAGUAACAACCCAUACAUGGUGUCCAUGGAAACCUAGAACCAUAUUGUCAGCAGCCACUGAUGGCUCCUUCCAUGUUUGGGACUGGGCUGACUUUCAUACAAGUUAAUAUCUGUGAGAUUGCUGCAAACUAGUUAAUAUGGCGCAUCAUGAUACAGCUUUAAGUAUGCAGGCUUUUGAUGACUUCAGAAAAAAUAAAUUAAAGCAGCUGGACUUGGACUUUUACCAGCUUUGCAUUUCCACUAGUUAUAUGUUACUGUUAAUUGAUUUAUUUAUGACAACAUGGAGGUCUCAGUAAAGCUUGCAGCUUCAGUUGUGUGUGCAUUGUUUUUAACUGAGGUGCAUAUAACUCAUGGUAUUUCUUGUUCUCAACAGAACUAUGACUCACAAGAUAAAAUGGAUUUCUCUUGCUACUUUAAAAUAUUUAUAAAUCUGUGAAACAACAUUUUCUAAUUAAAAUAUGCUCAAGUUUU